Molecule: messenger RNA, 2173 nt
Organism: Fusarium oxysporum Fo47
Lineage: Eukaryota; Fungi; Ascomycota; Sordariomycetes; Hypocreales; Nectriaceae
Exons: 4
Coding region: 1-2142 (713 amino acids)
Source: RefSeq, a predicted model, not a curated record
AUGGUGUCGCUCAAGGCUAUCGGAGUCGCUUAUGCAGCAGCGAACCUCUUGGGUGUCAACGCAGGUCUGUGUCGCCCAUCGACCAGGACUUCACUAAGCCAGUCCGGCUCCGGAACACCGACCUCGGCGCCGAUUGUCUCGACCUCAACCUCGGGAAGUGGUACUAUCGCCACAACAUCAACAGAUCACGCAUCUUCGUCUGACGAGACAACUGCUACCAACCCUACGACAUCUGGAACUCAAUCCGUGUCUAGCAGUGAAACUAUUGUUUCGUCAAGCAACCCGACAACUUCAGAUGUCUCAACUAUCGAGACCUCCAGCAGUCACACGAUCUCUAUCGACCUUACUACGUCUGGCAGCCCUACCACGUCAAGCGAUGCUGUGACCUCUGCCGAGUCCACGACCUCUGGUGCUUCGACCAUGUCUGCUGAGACAUCGGCAUCCGUCGACUCCACAACAUCAGGCGUCCCGACUACUACUGCUGAAACCUCGGCUCCUACUGACGUGACUUCUACCGAAGCUACUACGUCUGAUGAAUCCACGACAUCUGCUGAUACUACGACAACUGCCAAUCCUACCACCACCGCGGAUACCACAACAACUUCGUCAGAGCCUACAACCACAACAUCGGUCUGUGUUGAGCCCACCAACCUGCUCAGACAGCCCGGCUUUGAGGCUUCAGACGACGGGUCUGUUUGGGGAUUCUACUGGGGCGGUGGCGAUGUUGAAUACGACCCCGACCAAGCUCGAACUGGUGAUUACCUAGGUGUUCUACCUGUCCCCGACGGACAGGAACGUCGCAUGGAACAACGUAUUCAUAUAACUCCAGGCUCAGAAUAUACAGUUAGCUUCUGGUAUGCCGUCGCAAACCCGCCGUCCGUCAGCACACAAUGUUUCCUGUUUGCUACCUUCGACUACUACACGACAUUGAAGCAGGUGCCGCUUCCGUCUGACUCUGAAUACCACCAGUACACCUCGAGCUUCAUUGCACAGGAUAACUUGGACCCAGCUAUCGAGAUUGGCGUUUCCUGUCCUGGUGUAGGCAACGGGUACACAGCUACAAUCAACAUCGAUGACACCUCGGUUCUGGACUCUACCAACGCGUGCGAUGCUACUCCCGUCGAUCCCAAUGCUCCCCCUAAGUCUACUCUCCUCGUGCCUGCACAGCCAGAGGCUCCUCACUGCCCUGUGAACGUUGUUCAAGUCCCCGGGUUUGAAGCUGAUGACGAGGACCAAGCAUGGGCCUUCUUCAACAGGGGAGAAUUUGUGCAAGAUGUGUCCAACGCCCGAACCGGAGAGCGAGAGGCACUUCUCCCUAGCGGAACUGGCAGCGAUGGCACCUUUCUCGAGCAAUACAUCGACUCCUCAAAUCUUGUAGCCGGCGAGACCUAUGAUUAUCACUUCUUCUGGAAGCCCAAAACCCUACCAGAUAGCGGCCGGUGCUACAUUAGCGGCGGCUAUAGUGACCUGGUUGGAUUCUCCGCAGCCGAAGUCAAGUUCGGAGCAACUUCAUCGACUGGCUACACUCUCUACUCAGUUCGCUUCGAAAUGCCAGCCGGUAGCAUUGUUCUUCAAAUUGUCUUUGUCUGUGAUGGCAAUGACCUUGAGGUAGGAUCAGUCUACGUCGAUGAUACGGCACUGAUCAUAGUUGGCGGCUGCGAGGCAUAUCCCGUGACAGGGUCACUCAUUGAGAAUCCCAGCUUUGAGAUCCAAGCUACUGAGGAUAGUACUUAUGCUUGGUUUGGCACCAAGGGUAUGACGAUCAGAGCUGGAAGCACAUCUGACGGCCCCUCACCCAACUCAGGCGACAACUUCCUGUAUGUCCAACUUGGAUCAUCCAAGAAGUCGGCGACACUCACCAAACCGCUGGCUAGUUCCUUGAAUGCAGGCGGGGCGUAUACUCUCCAGUUCAACUGGUCUGCUGGAUCUGCAUACGUUCCCAGCACUUGCUCAUUCAAGAUUGUCUUUGGUUCAGUGUCUCAAACUCUCGAGCUCGACGACCAAGUCACAGCGUAUCAGUAUCAAUCGUUUGAUUACAGCUUCACAGCGGCUGAUUCAGCUGAAUCCAUGUCCAUCACUGUUGAGUGUACAGACGCAAGUGGGUUCCCUGACUUCGUCAUCGAUGACUUUUCCCUCCAGUAACGGAGGAUGUUAAUAAAUAGGGCGGCAUUAU